UGUAUUAUUAUUUUUUUUUGCAAAAAAAGCCGGCCUACAAAAUGUCUUCACCAGCACCAAAGUCACCAGAAUUAUCCGAUAAAAGCAAAAAAUAUGAUAGACAAAUCAGACUUUGGGGCGAACAUGGCCAAAUGCUGCUGGAAUCGGCAAACAUUUGCCUAGCGAAUGUGACUGCCGUUGGUUGUGAAACAGCUAAGGGACUAGUUCUUCCCGGCAUUGGAGGCUUCACAGUGGCCGAUGGCAGCACUGUUAAGGAAGAGGAUUUGGGUAACAAUUUCUUUCUUGAUGCCAGUUAUAUUGGAAAAUCCAAGGCUUUAGCCUGCAUGCAGUUGUUGCAGGAACUCAAUCCCGAUGUGAAUGGCGACUAUGUGGAUGAGAGUGUUGACUAUAUAUUGGCAAACCGUUCCAAUUUCUUUGACAAUUUUGAUUUGGUCAUUGCCUCGAAUUUAAAUGAGCAAACAUUGAUAUCGCUAUCGAAUCGCCUGUGGGAAUCAAAUGUGCCGCUGCUCUAUUGCCGUUCUUUGGGCAUGCUGGGUACCAUACGGCUGCAGAUCAAAGAACAUUGCAUUGUGGAGGCUCAUCCGGAUAAUCGACAGUUUGAUUUGCGUCUGGAGCAUCCGUUUGAGACAUUACGUGAGCAUCUAGAAAGUACAGAGGUCACUAGUAAAGUGCCUUGGCUUUUGGUUCUAUACAAAUAUUUAAAGGUCUGGCAGAAGCAACAAGACGGUGACCAAAAGGCACCCAAAAACUACAAGGAGAAGCUAGCGCUGAAAGAGCUAAUCGAAAAGGAAAUGAAAGCCGAUGAGGAGAAUCACGAAGAGGCUAUCAAAGCGGUCAAUACGGCCUUUGGAGCUGGUCGAGUAUCUAGCGAUUUGAAAGCCAUAUUUAAUGAUGAUGCCUGCGAGCAGUUAAAUAAGAAGAGCAAUCCCUUUUGGAUCAUGGCAAAGGCUUUAAAGCAUUUUGUAACUGAAGAGAAUAAUGGUUAUGUGCCCCUGCCUGGCGUCUUGCCCGAUAUGACUGCUAAUACGGAAUCAUAUAUUGCCCUGCAGCAUGUUUAUCGUCAGCAAGCAUUGCAUGAUGCCGAUCAGGUCUAUCACAAAUGCCAGGAUUAUCUUAAGCAACUAUCCCUUCCAGUUGAUAGCAUCGAUGAGCGUAGUGUUAGGUUGCUCUGCCGUGAGGCAGCCGGCCUAGCUGUCAUCCGGGGAACACGUAUUGCGGAUGAAUAUGAGAAAAGUUGUCGCCUCCAGCCCCUAGUUGAGGACAAUGAAUUGCAGGGCACACUGACUGCCUAUAAUUUUGCCCUGCGCGCCUAUGAACGCUUCCUCUGCGAAUGCGGCAACAUUCCAGGCGAAUGUACAGUGGAACAGGAUAUCGGUCGUCUCAAGAGCAUUGCGAGCAAAAUGCUCAACGAUCUGGGCAUGCAUGCGACGAUCAGUAAUGAUGUUCUUCAUGAGAUUUGCCGUUUUGGUGGUGCCGAACUUCAUGCCGUGUCCGCUUUUAUUGGUGGUUGCGCUGCCCAGGAGGUGAUCAAGAUAAUAACCAAACAAUAUAAGCCAAUUGAUAAUACUUUUAUAUAUAAUGCUGUAACCACUGAAAGUGUUACGUUGAAGUUGUAG
Messenger RNA from Drosophila willistoni, 1616 nucleotides. It is a transcript of the gene APP-BP1, whose product is annotated as nedd8-activating enzyme E1 regulatory subunit. The record is from RefSeq and is a predicted model, not a curated record. Bases 42 to 1616 code for a protein of 524 amino acids. Gene Ontology annotation, biological process: protein ubiquitination; protein neddylation; DNA damage response. The transcript has 6 exons. Gene Ontology annotation, cellular component: cytoplasm; nucleus. NCBI's taxonomy places the organism in Eukaryota, Metazoa, Arthropoda, Insecta, Diptera, Drosophilidae. Gene Ontology annotation, molecular function: NEDD8 activating enzyme activity; ubiquitin activating enzyme activity.